This is a messenger RNA of Coniophora puteana RWD-64-598 SS2, 969 nucleotides long. RefSeq lists its product as uncharacterized. The record is from RefSeq and is a predicted model, not a curated record. The transcript has a single exon. Gene Ontology annotation, cellular component: cytoplasm; nucleus. Gene Ontology annotation, molecular function: nicotinamide-nucleotide adenylyltransferase activity; ATP hydrolysis activity. Bases 1 to 969 code for a protein of 322 amino acids. NCBI's taxonomy places the organism in Eukaryota, Fungi, Basidiomycota, Agaricomycetes, Boletales, Coniophoraceae.
AUGUUCAAGAUGUCAGCCUCACUUGUUCCUCCUGCUUUCUCUCAACACGCCUCGAACCUACUCCAGCGCGUCCAGCAGGGAGCUAGUCGAGUAGAACUCGUCUAUACCACUCACGACAGGUGGCCGUGCCGACCUUCGAGUCCCCUCGACUCUGCCAACCCCCUUCGCAUCUCCGUCGUCGAUUCAUCCUUCAACCCUCCAACGCUAGCUCACUUAGCACUCGCAAAUAUACCUCCACAUCCUCCAGGUCUCGUGUCUCUGGACCUCCCAUCGCUCAACGUCGCACGAGAGGAUUAUGACGCGAAACUUCUAUUACUUUCCGUUCGCAACGCAGACAAGGUCCUCAAACCUGGAGACGCGUCACAGGUACAGAGACUCGAGAUGAUGUACCUCAUGGCGAAGGAGCUUGUAUCUUCUACCCAGGUGAUAGCCCAGGAAAGCAAUGUCGCCGUGGCAAUCAUCGAUGAGCCUACGUUUGCCGGUAAAUCAACUGCUUUAACACAAUACCUUUUCAGUCGCCUGCAGGCGCUUCACAGUAGUGAAAGCCAGUCUCCUAUGAAACCUCUAAAGCCCCAGAUGACCUUCACGAUGGGAUAUGACACCCUCAUUCGUUUGAUCUCCCCGCGCUUCUACCCAUCCGAGGGUGACAUGCACCAGGCUCUCAAGAAAUUCCUAUCCUCGGCCAUGGAGGACUGUAAUAUUGUCUGCGCUCGUCGCCCCCCAACAGGACCGGACAGCUUGUCGCAAGCCGUAUCUGAAAGUCAAACUUUGGAAACAUUUGAAAGAAUAAUUGGAGAGAAGCGGGUUUCUCUUGUGAAUAUUGGUGAAGACGAGCAAACGUACAGCUCUACGGCUGUCCGUACCAAGGUCCAAGCAGCAGAUAAUUCAUGGAUGGGUGUCGUCUUACCUAAUAUUGCACAGUACAUCGAGCAAGCAUCACUGUACUCGGUAGUUCAAUCAUUGUCAUGA